AGCAGAUUCUCAAACCCAUUGUCUAGCUUCUCCCUCUCCACCGAACCCACACAACCGUGUUUCCCUGUGUCCUGUGCGUGUGUUUUGGAGCUCCAGGCGUAGCCAUGGCUGAGGUACUGGCCACCAUGGUGGUCGGGCCACUGGUGUCCAUGGUGAAGGACAAUGCCUCCAGCUACCUCCUGGACCAGUACAAGGUGAUGGAGGGAAUGGAGGAGCAGCACGAGGUCCUCAAGCGCAAGCUGCCGGCCAUCCUGAACGUCAUCACCGACGCCGAGGAGCAGGCAGCAGCGAAGAGAGAAGGGGCGAAAGCCUGGCUGGAGAAGGUCCGGAAGGUUGCCUACCAGGCGAAUGAUGUCCUAGACGAAUUCAAGUACGAGGCGUUGCGCCGCAAAGCCAAGGAGGAGGGGCACUACGAGGCACUCGGCAUGGAUGUAAUAAAGCUCUUCCCUUCUCACAACCGUUUUGUUUUCCGUCUCACAAUGGCAAACAAGCUCCAUAAGAUCCUGCAAGAAAUUGAUGUCCUCAUCAAAGAAAUGAAUGACUUUGGGUUCAGGUCCAAACCAGGGCCAUCAGAGCCCAUAAAUUACUUGAGGCAGAAUAAUUCUGAUAUCAUCGACCCUGUGAACAUUGCUAAAGAAUCAAGAGCCCAAGAGAAGAAGGAUGUUGUUGAUAGAUUACUUGCUCAAGCUAGUAGCCCGGAUCUCACAGUCCUUCCAAUCGUUGGAAUGGGGGGAUUGGGCAAGACCACCUUGGCACAGCUCAUUUACAAUGACCCUGACAUCCAGAAGCAUUUCGAGUUACGGCUUUGGGUGUGUGUCUCUGAUAACUUUGAUGUGGAUUCCCUGGCUGAUAGAAUAGUGAAAGAGAAUGGUUAUAAUGCAAGUGAAAGUUCAGCAUUGGCCAAGCUUCACAAUGUAGUGAAGGGUAAGAGGUACCUCCUCGUAUUGGAUGAUGUCUGGAACCGUAAUGUGCACAAGUGGGAAAGGCUGAAGUCCUACCUUCAGCAUGGUGGCAGUGGUAGCUCAGUGUUGACAACAACCCGUGAUGACAAAGUUGCUGAGCUAAUGGGUACAACAGAAGCCAACAAUCUCAAGGGCUUGGAUGAAAUCUACAUAAAGGAAAUUAUUGAGACAAAAGCAUUCGGUUCAAAACAAGUAGAGCAAAGGCCUCGUGAACUGGUUGAAAUGGUUGGUGACAUAGUGAAGAGAUGUUCUGGCUCUCCUUUGGCUGCCACAGCUUUGGGCUCUGUACUACGUACCAAGACCAGGAAGCAAGAAUGGGAAGGUAUACUAAAUAGAAGCAUGAUUUGUGAUGAGGAAAAUGAAAUUCUGCCGGUACUUAAACUCAGUUACAAUUGCUUGCGGCCAUAUAUGCGGCAAUGCUUUGCUUUCUGUGCUAUGUUUCCAAAGGAUUAUGAGAUUGAUGUGCAAGGUCUAAUCCACCUAUGGAUGGCCAAUGGUUUUAUCCCAGAGCAACCAAGAGAGUGUCCUGAAACCAUUGGAGAAAAAAUUUUCAAUGAGCUGAAGUCGAGGUCAUUUUUUCAGGAUUUGAAAAACGGCCCAUUUGACAAAAUAAUUACUUGUAAGAUCCAUGACCUUAUGCAUGAUGUUGCAGAAUCUGCUAUGGGAAAAGAAUGUGCUGCAAUAACUACACACCCGAGCCAAAGUGAGGAUGCUCUUCAUUCAACUCGUCAUUUGUAUUUAUCAGUCGAUCGACCAGAAAAUCUUCUGAAUGCUUCCCUAGAGAAAGGAUCUCCAGCUUUCCAAACAUUGAUAUGUGAUGGAUAUGUAGAAGAAGAUAUGAAGAUCUUGUCAAAAUACAACUCUAUCAGAGCUUUAAAGAUCAAACGGGGCUCAUUCCUAAGGCCGAAAUAUCUUCAUCACCUGAGGUAUCUUGAUCUCUCAGAAAGUGAUAUUGAAGCGCUUCCUGAAGACAUCAGCAUCCUAUAUCAUCUGCAAACACUGAACCUUUCUGAUUGCCGUGAUCUUCAGCGACUUCCAAAGGAACUAAAGUAUUUGACUUCCCUCCGUCACCUCUACACUCACAACUGUCCAGAGUUGAAAAGCAUGCCCGCAGAGCUCGGACACCUCACUUGCCUGCAGACACUUACAUGCUUUGUUGUAGGUACUGACACCGGUUGCAGUAAUGUGAGAGAGCUGCGGAAUUUGGACCUUGGUGGUAGACUAGAGCUAAGACAGCUCCAAAAUGUCGCAAGAGCAGAUGUUGUAGAAGCAGCAAGUCUUGGAAAUAAGAAAAAACUGACCGAACUGGAGUUAGUAUGGACUGGUAAAGACCUGCAGGCACAGAAUAAUAAUCAUAAAGAGGUGGUGCAAGGUCUCAAACCUCAUGAUGGGCUGAAGGCCCUAAGGAUACAUUCAUGUGGGAGUAGUACUUUUCCAUCAUGGAUGAAUAUGUUGAAUGGCAUGGUGGAGUUUACGUUAUCUUAUUGCAAAAUGCUCGAGAAGCUUCCUGCACUCUGGCAGUUACCAGUUCUGGAAAUUCUUCACCUGGAAGGAUUGCAGAGUUUACAUUGUUUGUGCAGCGGUGGUACUACACCCAUCACAUUUCAGAAACUGAAGGUGCUUACCUUGUUUCAUAUGGAAAAAUUUGAGGCAUGGUGGGACACAGAUGUGGUGCAAGGAGAAGAGCCGAUAUUUCCCAAGGUUGAGAAGCUGGAUAUCCGUAGGUGUGGAGUUUUGACUGCAUUACCAAAAGCAGUGCCAAUGAUUACGGAAUCAUCUGGCGGAGUUGACACUAAGUGCCGCUCCGCAUUUCCAGAACUGAGAAAAAUGAUGUUGAUGCAUUUGAAUAUGUUUGACAGGUGGGAGGCAGUCGAAGGAACUCUAGGAGAAGGGGUAACAUUUCCUCGGCUCGAGGAACUGUACAUCAGGGAUUGUGCAAGCCUCAGUGCACUACCAAAAGCCUCAGUACAUCAGGGAUCCGCAUUUCCAGCACUGUGGAAACUAGACUUACUUGAUUUGUCGGCCCUUGAGAGGUGGGGGGCAGCCGAAGGAACUCCGGGAGAAGAGGUAACAUUUCCUCUGCUGGAGAAGUUGGACAUUCGUGACUGCCCGAAGUUGACUGAUCUACCUGAAGCACCGAAGCUAAGUGUAUUAGCCAUAAAAGGACGUGGUCAACAAAUAUCCCUGCAGACAGCUAGCAGAUACAUUCCUUCACUGUCCAGUCUGCAUCUGGAUGCGCCACCCGAUGACACGGAAACAACACUGCAACAUAAGGAGAAAUGGAAUCAUGAACUCCCCUUGGCAACUAUGUGGUUAGCUAGGUGCGACCUUCUGUUCUCGUCCCGCUCAAAUGCACUAGCGCUGUGGGAAUGUUUUGCACGGCUAGUACAUUUGGCAAUUUGCGAUUGCGACGCUCUUGUCUACUGGCCAGAAAACGUGUUCCAGGUCCUGGUAUCCCUGAGGAAGUUAUUGAUUCGGGGAUGCAGCAAACUGACAGGACUCACACAAGCUUCUGGCGAGCAAUCUGCUCCAGGACGGGAUGGACUCCUGCCACAUCUGGAGGUUCUAAUCAUAGAUGAUUGCGAAUCUUUCGUAGGGGUCCCCAACCUGCCGGCAUCUCUCAAGGAAUUACAGAUUGAGCGCUGCAAUAAUGAUAAUCUCAAGUCCAUCGUAUUCGGUCUGCAGGAGGACACAAGCUUGGCGAGGGGAGAAGGUGUUGUACAGCUGGACACAUCACCAUCAAAUCCAGGGUCCAGCAGUCGUGAGGCCACAACGUCUACAGCUGUACUGAAGCUGCCAUCAGCAACCAACCUUCGCUUCCUUCCAUGCCUAGAAUCUCUAACUAUAUGGCGCUGCAAUGGUUUGUCUGAGGUUGCCAAUCUUCCUCCGUCUAUCAAGACCUUGGACAUUUAUGGCUGCGGCAAUCUUCGAUCCUUAUCAGGAGAGCUACGUGACAUCCAAAAAUUGACUAUUCAAUCUUGCAGUCUGUUGGAAUCACUGGAUUCUUGCUUAGGAGAGCUUCGGUCGCUGGAAGAACUAAAUCUCUCUGGUUGCAAAAGGCUGGUAUCCUUACCGGAUGGGCCUCAAGCAUACUCAUCCCUUAGAGUUCUUCGGAUUGAAGGUUGUGAUGGUGUGAAGUCGCUCCCGCCGAGCCUACAGAACCGUUUGAAUUGCCUCGAGCGGAAAUAUCUAUAUGGCCGUUUUGAAGAACCAACUCUGACACGUAAAAUGAGGAGGCUGGUCAACAAGGCUGCGACGAGAUUGUUCCCGUUUUCCCGAGAUGAGGAGAGUGACAGUGAUUGAAACAGCAGAUCAAGGACCUGACGAAAGUUAUCACCAAGGAUCGUUGUUACCAGACUUGCAAAUGAUGGAUUGUUGUGACCGUGGUAGAAUGUAUUACGUACACUUUCUGAAGAUAAUCUCCAGUGAAGUCAAGGCCAGCUCCUUGAUUUUGAGCAGAAGCAAGUCAUAGAUUGCAAGCUGAAGAAUAUAGCAUAUAGAUGUAAUCAUCUUAACCCUGUGUUCACACUCAAACUCAAGUUCUGGUAGCAUAGUGUUGAGCUCGGCUUGGAGGAUCAUAUCCUCCCGAGCGCGUCGUUGUAACGUGGCCACGGCGUGCGUCUUGUUCGCGUCGUGGCGAGUGCAGCUGCUGGCUGCGCGGCAUGGCCUGGAGUGUGGGGUGGCGCAUGCUUCCAGGGUCGUGGCGCGCAGGGCGUGCAUGCCGGAGGCGCGAGGCUAGCUCCGUCGCUCCUUCUUUCUCGUUUCCUUUUACAGUUUGUAGUGUGUAUAAAUAGGAAUUAUAUAUGCAGAAAAAGCUGUCAUGGUUGUGCACGGCACCAAAAAAAUCCACCUGUGUUCUUCUC
Panicum virgatum (switchgrass) is the source of this 4825-nucleotide messenger RNA. RefSeq names its product putative disease resistance protein RGA4. NCBI's taxonomy places the organism in Eukaryota, Viridiplantae, Streptophyta, Magnoliopsida, Poales, Poaceae. Gene Ontology annotation, biological process: defense response to other organism. The record is from RefSeq and is a predicted model, not a curated record. Gene Ontology annotation, molecular function: ADP binding. Bases 105 to 4265 code for a protein of 1386 amino acids. The transcript has 3 exons.